Perca fluviatilis (European perch) is the source of this 621-nucleotide messenger RNA. RefSeq names its product cystatin-B-like. Gene Ontology annotation, cellular component: cytosol. Gene Ontology annotation, molecular function: cysteine-type endopeptidase inhibitor activity. Lineage: Eukaryota; Metazoa; Chordata; Actinopteri; Perciformes; Percidae. Bases 51 to 434 code for a protein of 127 amino acids. The transcript is spliced from 3 exons. The record is from RefSeq and is a predicted model, not a curated record.
GUAAGAGCAGACAGUUGACUUCUCUGCUAACUUAACUUCAACAGUGCAACAUGUGCUAUCGGGCAGAUCCUGCCAGGGAUAUGAUGCCCAGAGAAUACAGUCCGAUACUCAUUGGAUACGGUGCGAUAACAGACGCCACUAAGGAAACUCAGGAUCUUUGUCAUCAGGUGAAGACCGAUGUGGAGGAAGAGACAGGAAAGAAGUAUGUGGAAUUCAAAGCAGUUAAAUACAGGAGUCAAGUUGUGGCAGGAACCAACUUCCUUAUCAAGGUUCAUGUUGGAGGAGCGAACUACAUUCAUCUGGAGGUCUUCCGAGAUCUUCCGGGUAACGGAGGAAAGGUGUCUCUGACUAAUGUAGAGGCUCAUCAGACCAAAGACAGCCCCCUCCAACCUAUUGACCAAUCCCAGAACCAGAUUCAACAGAAACAUACUUAAAGGCUGCAGUCUCAUGUUAAAAUCUUCUGCUUCUUUAUUCUGAAAUGAUUUAACAUUGAUUUAGAAUUUAUUAAUGCUGAGAGAUGACGAGAUUUUGGUGGAAAGCACUAAGAUUAAAUAAUUUAUAUUUCUUUUUCCUGUUUGCUCACAAUGUCCUUUAUCCCCAAAUAAAUAUUCUGCCACUAUC